Molecule: messenger RNA, 1014 nt
Organism: Pecten maximus
Lineage: Eukaryota; Metazoa; Mollusca; Bivalvia; Pectinida; Pectinidae
Product: armadillo repeat-containing protein 1-like
Exons: 9
Coding region: 131-976 (281 amino acids)
Molecular function (GO): metal ion binding
Source: RefSeq, a predicted model, not a curated record
CAAAGGGUCAGGAUGACCUAAAGUCAUCAUGCUUUGUCCGUUGUCAUGCAUAAAGUUUUCCUUCAAAUUAAUUCUUCUCAAUAACCAUGCAGAAGGCCAUGGUACUGAUAUUGGAUAGAGAAGAGUAAAAAUGACAUCAUUGGAAACUAUUACAGCUCUCAAGGGGAUGGCCUCAGAUCCAAAGAAAAGAAGUUUCCUUCUCAAGGAUGUGACUUGUAUUGGAGGUCUUGUCAUGGUGUUGUCUAAUCCAGAUGUCAAAGUGGUUACGGUUGCCCUUGAGACACUGCUUUUGUUGGCGGAUAGAGCAGACCACAGAGCAACAUUAAGAGAUUUUAUUGGAAUGACUGACCAGCUGGAGACAAUCAUGAGGAGAUCAUCUUAUGACAGAAAAGCAACAAGCUUGACAGAAAAGCUGUAUGUAACAUUGACUCAAGUUGACCUACAAACACCACUGAAGGAUACCUUGAACAAAUCAUCCAUGUCUGGACAGUCGAGUAAGAAAAGUAGCACUUCUAAGAACAACCGAAGUGUGUUAAAUGGGAAGUCAAAACACAUCAUCCUGCAGAUCAGAGGGCUCAUUGACAAGGCUGAUCGGGAACUAGUGAUGCGUCUGCUCCUACAAGUCAAAGGAGUUGUCAGCAUUACAUUUGAUCUCAACAAGAAGAGGUGCAUCCUCAGGACGAAACAGGAAACUAAACCAGAGACUUUAGUACAGGCUAUUGCAAAAUCCCAAACAAUGACAGCUCAGCAAGUCAUUAAAGAUGAUAAUGGUGAAGAGAUGCUGCUGUCAUUUGGGUCAAAUCAUCAGGAUAUGGACAAGGAGAAUACAACCUUACCAGACUACCUACCUGAUGAAGUAGACAGCCCCACCCAGGAUGGCAAGACAAUGGCUCGUGUGGGAAAUGAUGGCGACAAAAAAUCUUCUGGAUGGCUCAGUACUGCUGCCAGUUUCCUCACUAAUUCAUUCUACUGGUGAAAUCAGAAACUGACCUCUCAACUUUGUGCCAAUUCUUA